GCUCGCUUCAGCGGCCAUGUCUGCCACCAUCGAGCGGGAGUUUGAGGAAUUGGAUGUUCAAAAUCGUUGGCAGCAGCUCUACUUGGAAAUUCGCAGUGAGUCCCAUGACUAUCCUCAUAGAGUGGCCAAGUUUCCAGAAAACAGAAAUCGAAACAGAUACAGAGAUGUAAGCCCAUAUGAUCACAGUCGUGUUAAACUGCAAAAUGCUGAAAAUGAUUAUAUUAAUGCCAGCUUAGUUGAAAUAGAAGAGGCGCAAAGGAGUUACAUCUUAACACAGGGCCCACUUCCUAAUACAGGUUGUCAUUUCUGGCUCAUGGUUUGGCAGCAAAAGACAAAAGCAGUUGUCAUGCUAAACAGAGUUGUGGAGAAAGAAUCGAUUAAAUGUGCACAGUACUGGCCAACAAAAGACGACCAAGAGAUGCUGUUUAAAGAAACAGGAUUCAGUGUGAAGUUCUUAUCAGAAGAUGUGAAGUCGUAUUAUACAGUACAUCUACUGCAAUUAGAAAAUAUCAAUAGUGGUGAAACCAGAACAAUAUCUCACUUUCAUUAUACUACCUGGCCAGAUUUUGGAGUCCCUGAAUCACCAGCUUCAUUUCUCAAUUUCUUAUUUAAAGUGAGAGAAUCUGGCUCCUUGAAUCCUGAACAUGGGCCUGCAGUGAUCCACUGUAGUGCAGGCAUUGGACGGUCAGGCACCUUUGCUCUAGUUGAUACCUGUCUUGUUCUGAUGGAAAAAGGAGAUGAUAUUAACAUUAAACAACUGUUACUGAAUAUGAGAAAAUAUCGAAUGGGACUUAUUCAGACACCAGAUCAACUCAGAUUUUCAUAUAUGACUAUAAUAGAAGGAGCAAAGUUUAUAAAGGGAGAUUCAAAUAUACAGAAACAGUGGAAAGAACUUUCUAAAGAAGACUUAUGUCCUGCUUUUGAUCAAUCACCAACCAAAAUAAUGACUGAAAAAUACAACGGGAACAGGAUAGGAUUAGAAGAAGAAAAACUGACAGGUGACAGAUAUACAGGACUCUCCUCCAGAAUGCAAGAUACUGUGGAGGAGAACAGUGAGAGUGUUCUACGGAAACGAAUUCGAGAAGACAGAAAAGCUAACACAGCUCAGAAGGUGCAGCAGAUGAAACAGAGGCUAAAUGAGACUGAACGAAAAAGAAAAAGGUGGUUAUAUUGGCAACCUAUUCUCACUAAGAUGGGGUUUGUGUCAGUCAUUUUGGUUGGCGCUUUUGUUGGCUGGACACUGUUUUUUCAUCAAAAUAUCCUAUAAAUAAAACAAUGUUGCCCAGCAAGCUUCUGCACUAAUAGCUGACAGUGCUGUGUUAAUCACAAGGGUUUUUCUGUUAGCAAACUCCUCAUACCCCCAAAACGGACACCAGUAGAAUAGACACCACCCAGAUAAAUGAUAUAUUCCAUUCUCAGCCCAACAUCUCAGGGCUCUGCCCGGAAAAUGUAAAUGGUGAUCUAAAAUAAAGACUUUAAUGCCUGUUAAAAACUGGUACAUUUUGCAACUGUAUUCAUCCAUGUUAAACAAAUGAUCAGAUGGAGAGAUAUUCUUUAUCAAAAGGAUUUGUUUUUGAGGCUAUCUGGAUUUUAACGUUGAUACAAGCAAUAAAUAUUGUGGUUUUAUCUACAUUAUUACUGAAAGGAAAAUGACCUUUAAAUAAUGUGUGUAAUAUAUAGUGUACUAUUAAUAUGAGCAUCAAUAAUUUAUAUUCUUAACCAUUUCAGGGUAAAUAUAUUUUAUAA
Molecule: messenger RNA, 1746 nt
Organism: Artibeus jamaicensis (Jamaican fruit-eating bat)
Lineage: Eukaryota; Metazoa; Chordata; Mammalia; Chiroptera; Phyllostomidae
Gene: PTPN2
Product: protein tyrosine phosphatase non-receptor type 2
Exons: 9
Coding region: 17-1267 (416 amino acids)
Biological process (GO): protein dephosphorylation
Molecular function (GO): protein tyrosine phosphatase activity
Source: RefSeq, a predicted model, not a curated record